AUGGAAUCAGAACAGACGGAAAAAGAUAAUAAAAAGACGGCCGAGUCAAACCAGAAAAAAAGGGAAAAACAGUCCGAUUCUCCCGAUCUGUCUCCGGAUGAAGACUACAUUCCGUAUGUACCCAUCAAACGGCGACGCGAAAAGAAACUACAGAGACUCGUUAGUCAACGCGACAAUAGACAGGAACAGAAGCAAAGCGAAAACGAAGAGGAAGCGGAAGAUGACUACGUCGCUGGUCCCAAAGCCCACGUCAGUUUGAUAGAUCAAGCAGUUGAAGUGAAGAAACAGAAGGCUAUAGAAGACUCUGCUAAAACUGAUGCACAGAAAAAACUCGAAGAAGAGAAGGCUAUAAUGGAAGCAGUGGCACAAAGAAAAUUAUUAGCUUCUGAUCGGGAACUUGCUAAGGGCAUAAUCUACACUGAGCCGAUGAAGACAACAUGGAAGCCGCCUCGGUACAUUUUAGAGAAAUCAGAGAAAGAUCAUGAUAAUGUUCGACAAAAGUAUCAUAUAUACGUAGAUGGUGAAGAUAUACCGCCUCCAAUUAAAGACUUUAAAAGCAUGAAAUUCCCACGUGCCAUAUUGAAUUUUUUGAAAUCGAAAGGGAUUAGCAAACCAACUCCGAUCCAACUUCAAGGUCUUCCAGUAGCUUUGGCGGGAAGAGACAUGAUCGGAAUUGCAUUUACAGGAUCGGGGAAGACAUUGGCGUUCUCGUUACCACUUGUUAUGCGUGCGCUAGAAGAGGAGAAGAAACUGCCUCUGGUUAGAGGCGAGGGACCAAUAGGCAUGAUUGUGUGUCCAUCGCGUGAAUUAGCUCGUCAAACGUAUGAUAGUAUCUGCUCGAUGAUAGAACAUCUUAUUCUUGAUGGGUAUCCCAAAUUACGAACACUGCUCUGUAUUGGCGGAAUAUCGAUGGCUGAUCAAUGGCACACGUUGGCUGACGGUAUUCAUAUUGUCGUUGCUACGCCUGGAAGAUUAAUGGACAUGUUAGAGAAGAAAAAGUUUAAUCUUGAUUUAUGCAAGUAUUUGUGUUUGGAUGAAGCAGAUCGUAUGAUAGACAUGGGCUUUGAAGACGAUGUGCGCAAUAUCAUGUCUUAUUUCACUUCUCAACGUCAGACAGUGCUUUACUCAGCAACAAUGCCUAAGAAAAUUCAAAAUUUUGCCCAAUCAGCUUUGGUUAAGCCGGUAAUUAUAAAUGUCGGGCGUGCUGGAGCUGCCAAUUUGGAUGUAAUACAAGAAGUAGAAUACGUGAAGCAAGAAGCAAAAGUAGUGUAUUUGUUAGAGUGCCUGCAAAAGACACCUCCACCAGUUUUGAUAUUUGCCGAGAAUAAGAAUGAUGUGGACGAUAUACAUGAGUAUCUCUUACUCAAAGGUGUUGAAGCAGUAGCGAUUCAUGGUGGAAAAACAUCAGUAUUCUAUCAUAAACAACCCGGUUCAAAGUCAAAAUAUUCAUCCCAAGAAGAACGCGAAUUUGCGAUAAGAGCAUUUAAAGAAUACAAAAAGGAUGUCCUUGUCGCUUCAGAUGUUGCUUCGAAGGGUCUUGAUUUCGCCGACAUUCAGCACGUUAUAAACUAUGACAUGCCAAAAGAGAUUGAGAAUUAUGUUCAUAGAAUAGGUCGUACUGGUCGUUCUGGAAGGACCGGAGUGGCAACGACGUUUAUCAACAUGAACUGUUCGGAGCAAAUUCUUUUGGAUCUUAAACAUCUUCUUAAGGAAGCAAAGCAACGUGUUCCACCGGUACUUGAAGCUUUGGAAGACCCAUUAGAGAAAUUUAAAGAUCUUACUGGAGGAUGUACAUUCUGUGGUGGAUUGGGUCACCGUAUCACAGCGUGUCCCAAAUUAGAUGCUCAACGAAAGCAACAGCUUGGGAAUCUCAGUCGCAGUGGUGGAGGAAUUGGAGGAGAUUAUUGA
Paraglomus occultum is the source of this 1908-nucleotide messenger RNA. The record is from the annotation of a GenBank genome assembly. Lineage: Eukaryota; Fungi; Glomeromycota; Glomeromycetes; Paraglomerales; Paraglomeraceae.